Molecule: messenger RNA, 1303 nt
Organism: Exaiptasia diaphana
Lineage: Eukaryota; Metazoa; Cnidaria; Anthozoa; Actiniaria; Aiptasiidae
Exons: 1
Coding region: 74-898 (274 amino acids)
Source: RefSeq, a predicted model, not a curated record
AUUACUUUCUUAUUCAUUAGUCGUUAAAGUGCUUUGCACUAACUGUAUAUCCUUGUGUUGCUCGAGCAAUAAUAUGGGUGACUCCGAGCAAAAAGAARAAGUUGAUAUACUGAGCCUAGAAGACGAACCAGUGGCGGACCACCAAGCAGAACCCUACUUCACAAACAGCCAUUUAAGGGAAUUACAUGAAGGCCUUGGCAUUGGAGCUUUCACACAGUCCGUGGCAGAAAUAUUCAACUUCAUCCGGGCUUAUCUUCGCAGUCCCGCCUCAGAAACAAUCAAACGCUCGGCUGACGAGUACGACGACAGUGAAUCUCGAAGAAGGCCGUUAAAGCGCCAAAGGACUGAGCAAUGCAUCUCAGAACCUUCUAAGCCUGAGCAGUGUAUCUCAGCAGCCAACCCAGAGCAGCAUAACUCUGAGGGUGAAUCGGGCUUUGACCCUCUUGAAAACAAUUUGCAAUUAGAUGCAGAAGACGAAGAAAGUGCUAGUAUUACGAUGCCAGACUUUGAUCUGACGCCGUCUAUAUUUGAUGACUCUGAUAAAGUUGGUCCAGAGGUCUCUGAAAUGCUAGCAAAACGAGUAAACGAAGCGUUUACAAAGAAAGCUAUUGAAUACAAAUUUAAAACAUUAACAGAGAAAUAUUUCACUCCCAAGAACUGUGAAUCUGCAUCAGUCCCUAAUGUAAACCAAGCUUUAUCGAAUGAUUUACCAAGAGGAGCCAAGAAAACGGAUGUUGGUCUUCAAGAAGUGCAAAAAUCGUUAUUGCAUGCAGCUCAAGCCAUUACGUAUGCAACGGRUAACUGGCACCAAAUCACAUGUGAUCGUUGGAUUCUCCAAACAGUUCAAGGUUAUCACCUUAAAUUUGAAAAUACGCCGUUUGAAUUUGCGCUUCCAUAAAAAGCGAUAUUUUCAAAGGAGAAAUCUGCAGCCAUUGAUAUCAAAGUGGCCAAACUUCUAGAAAAAGGUGCAAUUACGCAUGCAGAACAUACGGAAGGAGAAUUUAUCUCCAAUUUAUUUCUGGUUCCAAAGAAAACAGGUGAUUUAAGACCAGUUAUCAACGUGAAGCCACUAAAAAAAUUUGUACGAAGAAUCCGUUUUCAAAUGGAAACUAUCGACUUUGCAUGUCAGCUAGUUAAUCAUAACGAUUUGUUCGCGUCUAUUGAUUUAUCGGAUGCCUAUUUUAGCAUCCCAAUUGAUAAAUCGUACCGGAAAUAUUUACGUUUUAUUUGGAAAUAAGAACUCUUUGAGUUUGUAUGUUUACCUUUMGGUUAUAGAGUGGUUUUCAAAACCCGUAAAACAAAG